AUGUAUGGAAUGUUUUAUAAUGCAGUGACCUAUGAUGAUGUGCAUGUUGACUUCACUUGGGAAGAAUGGAUUUUGCUGGAUCCUUCCCAGAAGAAUCUCUACAAAGAUGUGAUGCUGGAGACCUACAGGAACCUCACUACCAUAGGAUACAUUUGGGAAGACCAUAAUACUGAAGAGCAUUUUCAAAGCUCUAGAAGACAUGAAAGACAUGAAAGAAGCCAAACUGGAGAGAAACCUUCUGUAUAUACUCAAUGUGAUAAAGACUUUGCAUAUGAUAGUCAUCUUCAAAGGCAUAAAAAAUCACAUACUGGAGAGAAACACUAUCAAUGCAAUGAGUGUGGUAAAGCCUUUAGUUCUCUUCAAAUUCAUAACAGAACACAUACUGGAGAGAAGCCCUAUGAAUGCAAUCAGUGUGGUAAAGCCUUUGCUUAUCAUAGUAAUCUUCAAGUACAUAAAAGAACACAUACUGGAGAGAAACCCUAUGAAUGCAAUCAGUGUGGUAAAACCUUUGCUCAUAACAAUACUCUUCAAUUGCAUAAAAGAACACAUACUGGAGAGAAA
Molecule: messenger RNA, 561 nt
Organism: Peromyscus leucopus (white-footed mouse)
Lineage: Eukaryota; Metazoa; Chordata; Mammalia; Rodentia; Cricetidae
Product: zinc finger protein 120-like
Exons: 4
Biological process (GO): regulation of DNA-templated transcription
Source: RefSeq, a predicted model, not a curated record